Molecule: messenger RNA, 6527 nt
Organism: Hemiscyllium ocellatum (epaulette shark)
Lineage: Eukaryota; Metazoa; Chordata; Chondrichthyes; Orectolobiformes; Hemiscylliidae
Product: ADP-ribosylation factor-like protein 5B
Exons: 6
Coding region: 472-1011 (179 amino acids)
Biological process (GO): protein localization to Golgi membrane; intracellular protein transport; vesicle-mediated transport
Cellular component (GO): cytoplasm; trans-Golgi network
Molecular function (GO): GTP binding; GTPase activity
Source: RefSeq, a predicted model, not a curated record
GACGGUGUGUUGUGGAGGUAGUAUUACUGACCUCCAGCUACUGCAAGGGCCCUCAGCCGAGCUCUGAGGGAAUUUUCCAGACGGAUCACUUUGUUAAAACAAGCAUUAGCACUUUUAAAUCCUCUUGGGAAGCCAGAAGACUCGGUUAUUCUUUUUUUCCUUUGAGCCCUGGUAGUUUCCUUUCCUCCAUCUCCUGCCCUGGUGGACAAGGCACCCCGUUCCUGGUCGCCUUCAGCCCCGCAUUGGAUGGAAAUAGACUCCAGGCUGCAUUGGACUUGUCUCUGACUUGGGGCUAGGCCUCGGAGGCCGGCAUUGAGGGAGAAAGAUCGACAGGAGCUUGCGGGCAGCCACGGAAAUCAUCAUCGACCUCCGCUGCCUUUCUGUUUCCAGUGAAUCCCUGACUUUCUGUGAAUUUUUAAAAAAUAUAUAUAUAUAUAUAUAUAUAUAUAUACAAAACACAACCACAUCAAGAUGGGGAUGUUCUUGGCCAAACUGAUGAGUUUCUUCUGUAACCAAGAGCACAAAGUCAUCAUUGUUGGGCUGGACAAUGCUGGGAAAACAACCAUCCUUUAUCAAUUCUUAAUGAACGAGGUGGUCCACACGUCUCCCACGAUUGGCAGCAACGUGGAAGAAAUAGUCGUGAAAAACACUCAUUUCCUAAUGUGGGACAUCGGUGGCCAAGACAUGCUGCGUUCAACGUGGAGCACGUAUUAUACAAACACGGAGUUUGUCAUUCUCGUUGUGGACAGCACAGACCGAGAACGGUUGACAAUAACGAAAGAAGAGCUCUACAAAAUGCUGGCACAUGAGGACCUCCGGAAGGCAGCCGUGCUGGUAUUUGCCAAUAAACAAGACAUGAAGAACUCCAUGUCAGCAGCUGAAAUUUCCAAAUUUCUAACACUAACUUCUAUCAAAGAUCAUCCCUGGCAUAUUCAAGCCUGCUGUGCACUCACUGGCGAAGGACUAGGUCAAGGGCUGGAAUGGAUGACCCUGAAGACAGCAGCAAAAUAGAGCUUGGUGCUCUAAAGCAAGAAACAAAAACUUUCUAAAGAAAUGACUCAUCCAUGAGCAGCUGCAGGAACAGAAGUGGAUUCGUGCCUUGUUUUGUUUUUGUUUGAGAGAAUUCUUAGUGUCGAGAAGAUGCCUGGCUGAGACACUCUUAAUUGUGACGCAUCCUUCAUUUUUGAAUCUGCAGGCCCUGAAACAGGGACAAAGAUCUUGGUGAAGCCUGAGACAGACAAACCUGCUGGAUGAAAUAAUGGAAACAUGUUAUGCUGGGUUUUAAACUUUUGCUGCCCAAGUGCAGAAUGAGCUCACUUUUGGGAUUUUUUUAGAAAACUGAACACUAACUGAAACCAUGCAAGUCUCCAUAGUGCAUUAUCAAACUGAAAAGUUAAAGGGAUAAAAGAAUCCUACAAUCAGCAACACUCCAAAGUUUCUGUGGUAACUUGUAUCUGUGGUUAAUAUGCAUGCUGAGCUGGCUUGGUAAUUGUUUCAGCAUUCAGUGGGAAACCCAGAAUAGUUUGUGGCCUGUACCUCAGGAUGUGCAUUUUACACUCGUCAGGUCUGGCAAUAGUAUUUAAUUUUUAUUGAACCAUGAGCAGUUUGGUCAACUUGCUAGAGUUUUAUUCUAUCAAAUGAAGCACUAUUGGAUCACUGAUCAGUAUUAGUCUGUUCUAGGGCUUGAAUCAUUAUUCAGAUUUGAAGUUUCAAUUAAGCAAAUGUUUUUAUACACUUCAUUCAAAGCAGGGCAGGUGCUGUAAAGCCAGUUGAGAUGCAAGUGGAUUGCUACAGUCAUCAGCUUGGACCUGUGAAUUCUUGAGGGUGGGGCACUUUAACCUCUGACAUGUACCUCACUUGACUACUGGAAAGUUUUUAAUUUUUUUUAACAGAACUAGUUUAAUUGAAUUGUUGGUCAUUGGUGGAAAAGGAACUUAGUUCUCAAUAUUGGCACAGACAGACUGGUUGUUUUAGUAUGAGGUAAACUGGUGACAGAUUGGGCUAAGGAGUGGGAUUUCACAUUGUCGUCACAAGGAAAUGUCUUGGGAUCUGACCUAAAGUAAUCGGUAUUUAAUGUAGGCAAUGUUUUUUCAGGCCUAGCUGCUAUUGUGGAUCUGUGUUUUAUUGAAGUUGGGAACCAAUUCAGAAACAUGAAGGCUAGCUGCUCUGAAAAGUUUUCCUUCAGAUAGUGGUUACUCAGUACUAAUGGAAACGGUAAAGACUAAACUGUAGCUGCUCCAAAUUGAAACAUGCUUCCAAAUAGUGUAGUUCCCUCUGUAUCUGAAGAGUUUGGCCCUUCCUUUAACACUGGGCCUGCGGCAGAAGUAGUCAUCCUGAAUUUUAGGCUUGCUGUGUAUUUCCAGCGUUAAUUUCAGGAAAAUAAAUAGGUUCAGUUUCUUUGCAGUCAGUGUAUUGUCGAGGGAACAGUGAGAAACUUUGCUACAUGACACUUCUUUGAAAAGAAUUAACCUCCAUGCUGUUAGAUGGGCUAAUGCAUGGCCUGAAUUGGUGUCUGGUUUUGUCAACCCCUAGGAUUUUGUUUUAAAAUAGGCUAAUACAGUUUCACCCAUGUUGAAUCAAAUUGACCAUCUCAGAAUAUUGGCAAAGGCUAGAAGGAAAGUGCAAAGCUGAACAAAUGUAGUAAUUAGCAAAGCUUUAUAAAUAGUCUGUACUAUCCAUUUUUCUUGCCAUUUAUUUUUUCCUGUGAAUUUGCCUUUUCUUGCUCUAUAUUCACUUAUUUCAGCAGAGUACCAAAAUUCCUGUUUCCCUCUGCAAUUAACUAAUGCCAGAGCUCCUCAUUCAGACAUUCCACUUUGCUGUAAUAGCAUAGGCUUACAAAUGCCUUCCUUUGCAUAAAGAAGGACCUAUAGCUCCUGUGCAUCUGUCUUUAAAGUUCAUAGACUCCGCUACCUUACGGUUUUAAAUGUCCAAACUAGUUGGGAGCUGAAGGCAAUAGAAAACACUAUUGGUUUGGCCCCUCAUGGUCUGACAAUUUAAUUCUUUGUUCUGGUUUGAAAUUUUGUUAGGGGAGUUGAAACCGUUUGUACUUGGUAAUCCUGCCUGCAAUCCUUUGAUUUAUCUGUAUCAGGAAUGUGUAGAUUACAGAAACUGUAAAUGUUGUGGCCUGCACAAGCUUCAAGUUGCAAAUGGAGAUAAAUUUAGGUCAAAUCAGCCACCACUGGCUUCAUGUAGUUCAAAAACUGAAGUGUUUUGGUCCUGAAUAGCUGCUUACAUAGAACACCUUGUCUUUAAGGUGUAAAAUACUGUAAGUGGACACUUCGAGGCACUCCGUAGAAUGUCACUUAAUUGAUCUGCACUUAAUGAUCCCUUUUGUUUCUUGGUUGCCGUUCACUCUUAUAUAAAAGUACCUAAAUUGCGAAUGUUGAAAGGUUCACGUCAGUUUCACUGACGUGUUAUCACCACACCUAAUGUCAUUGAGGUAGAACUAGAAAACCACCCUGUAUUUUGGAUGUAGUUCACUUGAGUGCCAGGAUAUUUGCCUGUUUUGUUUUCUACCUCAAAUCUUUGUUAAUGACUGAAUACUUUGGAGCCUUAUUUUUACUUGAAAUGUUGUCUCAUUUGGCCAAAAACUUGUGAAAGUAACAGCAGAUGAACAAAACUGAAGAAGACUUGGUAUUGAGGCUCCAGGUGUGUGUUGUAACUAUCCAGCAGGCAAUGGCACCACCUAGUGUGGUCUGAAGCCAGGCAGAGCCACAAGCCUCUCCUCUGGUCAGGCACUGCCUCAACACACAAAUCCUGAUUGUAUACUGGUUGUUUCAGGACUCCUGUCAAGAUCCAUUGAGAAUGUGAGCUGAUCCUUAUCAGGGUCAUCAGGGAAACAAGGGAUGUCUUCCUUUUAAAGGAACUGCUGUAGGCUUUCAAUCCAAAAUUCAAAUUACUGAAUACCAGAGCAGACCUCGCUAUUCAGGAAAUCAUGUUUAUUCCUGUCUGAAAUAAUCAGUAGCUUAGAUCUUGAUGCAAGUUCCCAACUGUUCUCUUUAACACACCUCAAUGCACCAGUUUGAUCUCCUUGUCUCUGAACUGUCUGCCUCCUAAGUUUCAUGCAGUUUGCUAAUCUGUCCUUAGCUAAACAUAAUGCUUUUUUAUAUAGGAAUUUGCUAGUUCUAAUAGUAAAUGCUGUUUUAUUGGUGACAGGGCAUUAGGCAGGAGGGGUGGUGUAAAGCAGUUAAAACAAGGUGGUUAUUUAUAAUCUUUCCCCCUCCCCCUUCCCCCAUGGUGAAACAGAAUUUCUGAUUUCUAUUUUUAACCUUUUUUUGCCCCUCCUUUGCUCAAAUAUGCAGGAGUGGGUUUCUCUACUUGGAUUUUAUGAAGCCAGGGACAUUUGAGCUUAGUCAUGCAUCCUUUAGAAACAAUUGCUGACAUUGGCGUAUCUUUUUGUAUGGUGCUAAUGUAUUGCACGUUAUGUUUUUCUCACCAUUGUUCUCCAUGGUAGCAGAUGGUGCAGGGAGUUGAAGCUACCUUCUGUAAGGCUACUGAGUUAGGGGAUAAGGAAGGGUGGCCUGACUCUGCUAAUAAUCACAUUGGUUAGUUGGGCACAUUGCCAGGGGGUGGGAUGUGAUGUUUAUGGUGUCCAUCGACCAGCCUGGGCAGCCAGGAUACUUCCUUUCCAGAGAAAGGACAAAUGUUACCCUGCUAUGACUGCUUUGUUUCUUGCAUACAGCUACUACUUGGUAUUUCUGUGGAUAGUUGCAACUGACCAGCAUUGCACACAGCUUGUAGGACUGUUAACACAGGAGCCAGUUUACCCCUUCAACAUGUGGGCCACUUAAGAAUGGAGUCUAGUUAUCCGGGCAUAUGACACAUCAUCUCAGUGGGCUGCUAGGCAGAUGGCUGUAGCUAUGAUCAGAAUGUUUUGUGGGCAUGUGACUUUCUGGUCACAUGACUUUCUGAUCAACAAAAUGUGUGAAGUACAGUAUGCAGAUCUUCAGUUGUCUUUGCACUAGCUGUUGAUACUUGGAGUCUGUGUUUAAAAGUUUCUUCCACUGUUUUGUCAGGACUAUUGCUUAUAGCCUAACUCUGAUCUGCUUAUCCACAUGCAUUCAGCUGCCAAACAUUUCUACCUUGAUUUUCUUCACAAAAAAACUGUCGAAUUUGGGCAUUGUUAGUUUCAAGAAAUAUGACCUUGUAUUAUUGUGAUGUCAGCACUUUAUUAUUGGCACUCCAUUUUGAGAUUUGACAAGUUUCCUUUCUGUACAUUAGACAUUCUUCUGGCUUCUGUUAUAGACUCAAUCUCUACAAUUAGUUAAAUUUCACUGAAAUGAUCAAACCUUUUAACAAAUUUAUUGCUGACUGUGACAAAUGGUUGUGAACUUCCUUUUUAAACCUAAUGUCUGGAUAUGGGUGUAACUGACAAGAUUGGUAUUUCUUACCUUGACAGUGGUGCUAAAUGUAUCUUAGGUGUAUCCCUCAGGUGAUGGUGCUUCUAUGAUAGUGGUAGGCUUAGAGUCCCAGGCAAAAGAGUCCUGGAGGCAGUGAAGAUGCUAGUUUAUGAACCAUUAACCGAACCAAUAAACCUUAAUCUCAGCAAGAUCAUUUUCUGUUUUCAGAAGACUAAAUCUUUUGAAGGCUGAGAGCUUUUCUCAAUUCCCUGCACAGAAAUGAUCUUUAAGUCUUUACAACUGAAGUGCUAUAAGUGGAGAUGGGCAAUACCUUCAGCCAGUUACUGAGAUGAUGGCUGCACAUUGGUUGGACCAAUAUGCUCCAUUCUUUCUAAAGGGGGAAGUGCAAAGAAAUUAAUCUUGGCUUUUUAUUUUUGCAAAGGAAUAUCUCAUUCAUGCAAAUUGAGCUCUAAUUUUCUGUUGGAUCUCUCUCUCUCCUGUUUGCCUGGUGCCGAAGAGCAGUGAGUGUUUUUCAAAAGCCAGCCGGUUACUAAAUCUGAUCGAAGUUUUCAUCAGUAGAUGCCAACAAAAUGGAGCAGAAUUACUGGGAACCUCAGUCAGUAGCUUGUUUGCAAUCUUCCCCUGAACCACCCAAACCCUUUUUUUAAAAGGGUUGUUCCAUGGGACAGUGGUUCAAACAAAGCUGUUCAUUUUAGGUUAAUUAUUGAUGGUUAUAAAAUUUUGGAAGACAUUGAGGGCAAAAUGCCCCCAAAAAAUUCCUGGCAACUCUCUACCUCCUCAAACAGCAAACCUGAUCUCUACAAGGACUGUACUUGCUGCAUAUUCAUGAUUUUUCUUCUGUCCUGGCUCCAGGAACAAAUCAUUUCCAUAAACAUAUCUGUCCAUUUGAGACAUUCAAUCAUGCAGCUUUAUUUACUGCCUCUGGUGGUAAGCCUUCAUCUGUCAGUUUCAUCUUAAAUUUUUGUUUUUAUAGACUUGAGUAUUAAUAUUGAACAAGUCACUAGCCUCAGUAGUGAGAAAAUGAGCCAGUAUUGAAAGGAACAUGUUACUGUUAACACUGUUACAGUCUGCUUAAUGUUCUGUGUAUUGAAAAUACAUGCAAAGCAUCUUUCAUUCCAAGACGUGAUGAAGCAUGUGUGUUUUAAAUAAAUCUUUUUGUGCUUUUUA